Molecule: messenger RNA, 1077 nt
Organism: Drosophila guanche
Lineage: Eukaryota; Metazoa; Arthropoda; Insecta; Diptera; Drosophilidae
Product: coiled-coil domain-containing protein 80-like
Exons: 3
Coding region: 1-1077 (358 amino acids)
Source: RefSeq, a predicted model, not a curated record
AUGCGUGCUUUUCUUCUUCUUCUGGUUCUCAGUCCUCCAGUAUGGAGCGUAAGUUCUGAUAGAACUCUAAGAUUGCAAGUUCCUCUCUGGGAUGUAUCUGAUCUGUACUCCCGGCUUUCAAGCGCUUUCAAUCCACCAAGCACCACGCAGAUGCCGCUGGAGACUCCAGGGGCUCCUGCUUAUUGGGAUGAUUAUUACAAUGAGAUGCUCCUGAAAUACCAUAACAAGAAACAGGAGUACGGAUUAUAUUCAGCGAGUGAUCUGGUGCCAGUAGAUCCAAUACAACCUCUUCCUCCUCCACUGCCUCAGCGGCCCUUGCGACCACUAAGACCACUGAGACCCCUUCGUCCGAAUCGACCGAGACCCAAACCAACUCGAAGACCUACUAGAAAAACCACAACUACCAGAAGGCCGAGACGAACGACCAGGCAAUCUACAACCAGUACAACGAGUACAACAGUCACGUCAACAUCAACCAAUCAAGCACCCUGGAGUUCAUCAAGUAGUGAAGUUUCAUCAACGACCCAGUCAUCCACCAGCACAACAAUUGCUCCUGCAACAAACUCCACAACUCCAAGCUCUAGCUAUGCCCUCCAAGCCCCGACAGUACUCAGUGUGGAUGGGCAGGCGGCAUUUGAAGUGGAUCUCCGACCUGAACAGAAGUUAACAGUGCAGUCCCCGCCCCAGUCCAUGACCUCGCUGUGUCACAACUACCCUCGCCUCUGUGCCCAGCCAGAGGAGGCGCAGUAUGUCCGUCUAACCGAUGGGAAUGGGACGCCGAUGCUCCUUAUAUUCCCAGUUCUGAGUGAAAGCGCCGAGCUCGGGACUAAGCAGCAACUGCAGCAGCUAACCAUUACAUCGGAGGCCCAUUCCGUGUCCUCGCUCUGCUAUCACUAUGCCCAGCUGUGCAGGAAGCCGGAGGAGGCGCAGUUUGUGCGCCUCACCGAUGAACAAGGCAAGCCCCUGCUGCUGAUAUACCCUGCGGAGGCAGAGUAUCCGCUUGCCCUGGGCAAGUCCUUCAGUGUUAUGUCGAAACCCACUCGAAGACCUUCUUGGCAGCGGAAUUUGCCAGAAUAA